Messenger RNA from Closterium sp. Yama58-4, 1041 nucleotides. Lineage: Eukaryota; Viridiplantae; Streptophyta; Zygnematophyceae; Desmidiales; Closteriaceae. The record is from the annotation of a GenBank genome assembly.
AUGUGCAUCGCGUCCUCGGGUGCCCCUACGCCCCCUGAGCCCACACCCCCUGCUGGCUCUUCCCUGCCCGCCCUUUUUGCGGCCCCUUGCGCUCCAUAUGCCGUCUCUCUCCGCCCUGCUGUGGCCUCUGUCGCGCCUACAGCAGCCUCCACCGCCCCCACUGGCUGUGCCAUGGCCCCCUCUCUUACUUCGGCUGCAGCCAUACCUUUUGUCCGUGUGGCCCUUGCUGUCCCUUCUCCUGCUGCAGUCACUCUCUCGCCUCCCCCUGCUACAACCGGGGCCGCGCUCUCCAUUGCCGCUGCCUUCGUUACACUCUUCCCCCUUGCAGCCGCUAUAGCCCUCUCCCUUGUCCCUGCCCCAACCGUGGCCCCGGCCGCCCCUGUGUGUGAGUUAGCAGACCUCUCCCCUGGGCGUGCACAGGCGCCCCCGCUAUCAUCUGGAUGGAGGGUGGGCGAGGAUGGGGCAGUGGGGUUGGGGCGGGGUUUUGAGCGUGCUGGCUCCUCGUCGUGUGUUUCUUCCAGUGGGGCUUGGCGUUCCUGCACUCCAUCUUCUUCAAGGUGGGAGGAGUGGGUGCGUAGGGGGUGGCUCUGCUGCGGGCCCUCCCAGAUCGCCGAGGGGCUCCCGGGUCUGCCUUCCCCCCACUCGCGGGGUGCUGGGGCAUGGUUACAGGAGCGGCAUGCCUGGUGGUGGCGGUGUGGGUGGCUGGGAUUGGCUGGAAGGGGCGUCAGAGGGAGUAGAUACUUCCUGGCAGAGGCCGGGGUGAGGGGGGGUAGCUUGGGAACAGGGGAAGGGGGUAGGGAAAGGGGUGCGUGGUGGGCUGGAGAGGGGGUAAGAGGGGGCAGACCAGUGGAAGGGGUGGGGGACUGCAGAGGGAGUGGCUGGGGGACAGAAAGGGAGAGGAAGUGGUGGCGGGUUGCAGGGGAGGUGGGGAGCGGGGGUGAUGGAGCGGGAGGUGGGCAGGGUGGUGGAACCGAAGGUGGGGGGCUGGAACAGAAUUCAAAGGGAGGGGACGGAGGGGACGGGGGACACGGCGAUAGGUGA